Molecule: messenger RNA, 372 nt
Organism: Paramecium tetraurelia
Lineage: Eukaryota; Ciliophora; Oligohymenophorea; Peniculida; Parameciidae
Exons: 1
Source: RefSeq, a predicted model, not a curated record
AUGAAUUUAAUCCCUAACGAGCGUCGGGCUAUAGAGCAGUUAAGAGAGGUCAGUGAAUUAGAACCUACUCUGUUGAAUUGGGGGAAAGAAAUAAGACUCUUCAAUAGGAAUCCCAACAGAAAACGAAAGUCAACCACCAGAGAUGGGGAACUGAGAUCGCGUUUGCCUCAAUUGAACAAGGUUCCUUUGAGAAUGCCCCUUCAAGAAAUCUCAUUGAAUAAAGAGAUUUCUACUCCGAAUUAAUCGUAUUUGCCUCCCUUGAUCAAACCAGUCAAACCGCAUACUGCAAAACCUAAUUAUAAUGGCAUCGUCCUUGGUGUCAACUUUGCACACUUCGAAAGACGGAUAUUAAGUAAAAUCAAUUAACCAUGA